AUGAAGAACGAGCAAAGUAGCAACAACUCUGUUGCAAUUGUUGGAGUAGGUUUUAGAUUACCUGGUAACUCAAAUGAUACAGCAUCAUUAUGGGACAAUUUAAUAAAUAAGUUUGAUGGGAUUGUUGAUUCAACAGAAAGAUGGAGUGACAAUUUUACAACAAAUGGCGAUAUUAAAAGUAAUCAGGCCGGUUUAAUUUCAAUGGAAGAAAUUAAGAAUUUUGAUCCACUAAUGUUUUCAAUUUCUCCAUCCGAUGCACCAAGCAUUGACCCACAACAAAGGUUGUUGUUGAAAUGUACAUGGGAAGCAUUGGAGGAUGCAAAUUGUGACCCAAUCAAAUUAAGAGGCUCAAAUACUAGUGUUUACGUUGGUAUAUCAACAUUCGACUACUUAUCUAUUAUGAGAAACCCUGAAGAAACUUUACCAAAUGUUUUUGGUUCAUCUUUUCACUCGGCUUCAAAUAGAAUUUCCUAUUGCUUUGAUCUUAGGGGCCCAUCUCUUUCGAUCGACACUGCAUGCUCAUCAUCACUCAAUGCAAUCGAUUUGGGUUUCAAAUCAAUAGUGGAUGGAUAUUGUACUUACUCUGUAGUUGGAGGGGCAAGUCUGUUAUUUGAUGCUAUAUUUUGUAAAGCAUUCUCACACUUAAAUAUGCUUGGUGAAGGUGGUAAAAGUAGAACAUUUAGCGCAGAUGCUGACGGUUAUGCAAGAGGUGAAGGUGUUGGCGUUGUUAUAUUAAAGAAUUUAGAACAAGCUAUAAAAGACGGAGAUAAAAUCUAUUGUUUAAUUGAUGGCAUCAAUUCUAAUUCUGAUGGUAAUUAUGAUAAAAAUAGUUUUUAUGCUCCAUCCAAAACAGGUCAAUCCAACAACAUCAAAACAAUGUUUAAUAAAUGUAAUGUUAAACCUCAAGAAAUCUCGUUUGUAGAAUGCCACGGUACAGGUACACCCACAGGAGAUCCAAUCGAAGUAGAAGGUAUUUCAAUGGCCUUCUCUAAAUAUCAUUCAAAAGAAAAUCCAUUACUAAUUGGUUCUAUUAAAUCAAAUAUUGGUCAUUUAGAAGCUUGUUCUGGUAUUGCAUCAAUAGUUAAGUGCUGCUUGAUGCUCAAACAUCGUCAAUUUGUUCCAAAUAUUAAUUUUAAUGAACCAAACCCCAAUAUAAAGUUUGAUGAGUGGAAUGUUAAAGUUAUUACAGAGAAUACACCAUUUCCAAAUGAUAAACCAGUUUCUUUAAUGAUUAAUAACUUUGGCAUUACUGGAUCAAAUGUAUGCAUUGUAUUAUCUGAAUAUAAAAAUCAAAAACCAACAGCUAAUGAAAAACCUCAAUCAGAUAAAUUUUAUUUAGUACCAUUUUCAUCAAAUAGCAAACAAUCAUUAAACAACUAUUUUUCAAAAAUAAUAAGUGAUUAUAUUUACUAUUCAGAUAAUGUCAGUUUGAAUGAUUUUGUUCACUACCAAUCAGAUUCCAAGUCAGUAAAAUUAUACCAAAGAGCAGUCUUAUUAGCAAAUAAAUGGCAAGAUAUCAAAAACAAUGAUAAUAUAAUUAAAACAAAGAAUAAUAUAACUUCAAAUUUAAAAAUAUCAAAUGAAUCAAAUAAAGAUACAAAUAUAUGCUUUGUUUUUAGUGGUCAAGGUACUCAAUGGAACCAUAUGGGUGAACAGUUAUAUAAAAAUGAUUCUUAUUUUAAACAAACAAUUGAUCUUAUAGAUGAAAAGCUUUCAAAUUAUUUUGGUUAUUCAAUACUAGAAAGACUAAAAUCCAUACAAGAUGGUGAUAUUUCAAUUAACGAGCCAAUUAUUGCACAACCAUCCAUUUGUAUGAUUCAAAUUGCCUUAUUUGAAUCUUUAACAAAACAAUGGGGUGUUUCUCCAAAUUUUAUUAUUGGCCAUAGUUUAGGUGAAUUAACUGCACAAUAUUGCUCUGGGUCUAUCGAUUUAGAUACCCUAUGCUACAUACUGUACCAUAGAUCAAAAGCGCAACAAAAAACAGUAGGUUCUGGUAGAAUGCUCUCAAUUAAUAUCAGUGCUGACCAAUAUAUAAAAGAAUAUUCAAAUCAAUACCCAUCAAUAGAAAUAUCAUGUUAUAAUUCACCCAACUCUAUAGUUAUUGGCGGUGAUGAAGAUUCUUUAAAAAAAAUUCAAAAAACAUUAAAUGUUUUUAACGCAUUUUUAAGUACGCCAUCAUCAUUCCAUACAUCAUCUCAAGAUUUAAUUAAACAAGACCUAUUGAGCUUAGAGUUUAAUUCAAAUAAACCCUCUAUUCCGGUACUAUCAACUGUUGAUAAAGAUUUCUUUAAUGGUGAAACCAUUACAUUUACUCCAGAGUAUUGUUAUAGAAAUGUUAGAGAGUCAGUUUACUUUACAGAAACAGUAGAAAAACUCUAUCAACACAUUGAAUCUACUCAACUAGGAAAUAAUUUAAUUUUUAUUGAAAUAUCACCACAUUCAGCCUUGACUUUUCAUUUAAAACAAAUAGAACCAAAUGAAGAUACCAAAUAUUUUAAUAAAAUUACAAUUUUAAAUACACUAAACAAAAACAAAACAGAUAUCAAUCAAAUGUUUAAUUUAUUAUCAACAUUAUAUUGUAAUCAUAAUAUCGAAGUCAAUUUUAAAAAUCAAUUAAAUAACUUCAACACAUCAUAUAAAUUGAAAGAUUUAAAUUUACCCAAAUACCAGUGGGAUGACAAAGAGUUUUGGUGUGAAGAUAUUGAUAGUUUAGACUAUAGAUCAAAUGGUCCACCUGUCGAAUUGCUUGGUAACAAAAAUAUAAAAACACCACUAAUGUCAUAUAAAACAGUGAUCAAUGUAGAGAAGAAACAAUUUCAAUACUUGAAAGGCCAUCAAGUUAAAGGAAAGUACUAUUUGCCAGGAUGUUCAUAUAUUGAAAAUAUAAUAUCAAGUUUCCCAAACCAAGAUUUGAUUAUAAACUAUUUGGAAUUUAAAAAACCUGUAAUAUUAAUGGAAGGUGUUAGAAAACAACUACAAACAAAUAUUUCACAAAUUUCAAAAAAAGAUUAUAGAGCACAAUUUCAUUAUUAUGAAACAAAUUUAAACAAAUGGAUAGAAUCAUCUAGCGGCAAUGUUCAACUAUUCAAUUUUAACAACCCAAAAGAAAAGAAGAUGAAUAUCGAAUACUUAAAAUCAAUUUGCAAUCUAACAACUUUAAGUAAAAAAGAUUUUUAUACACAUGUCAAAUCUAAAACUGGCUUAUCAUACUCUGGCUAUUUUCAAUCAAUUAAAGAAUGUAGAUUAGGGAAUAAUGUAGUUUUAAACACUGUUCCAUAUACAAUAAUUGGUGACAACAUCAAUACAAUUAUAAACUGUGCAUUAUUGGAUAGUUGUAUGCAUGGUGCCAUGGUUUUUAUUCAGGACCAAUGUAAUCUUGUAUUUGAAAGUGUUAAAAAUAUCAAGUUUUAUUCAAGCAAUUUAUCAAAGAACUAUGCCAAAGACUUACUUGUAUUUAUUGAAAAUAAAGGUAGAAAGGGUGAUUCUUUUGGAUUUAAAACAACUAUCAUGCUGGAAGAUGGUACUAUUGUAAUGGAAAUUGAAUUGGGAAAUAUGAAAUCAAUGACACCCGUUAUAGACUCUUUAAAAAUCGAAUACCCAACCACAAAUGAUUUCCAAACAUCAUAUUUACAAUUAAAAGACAGCGAAGUCGAAAUUAUAUUUAAAGAUAUAAAUAAUAAUCAAGAUGUAAAUAACAUAGAACUUGAUACCUUAUCACAAGAAAAAAUGGCAAUUAAAUUUGAACCACAAGAAUUAAGCAAAUAUUCAAAUUAUCAACAAUCAAUUGUAGAUUCUAUAAAAGAAUCGUUAAAACCGCUAAUAAAGAAAAGAAAUGUAAUUAGAAUAAUUGAAUUUGGUGGUAAUACAGGUUCACUUUCAUUCAGUAUUUUAAAUGGUAUAACUCAGCUAUUAGAAGAUGAAUUUAAUGGUGGUUUUAAUGAAAUCGAAAUCGAAUAUACAUGGAGUGAUGAAUCUACAAUUUAUGUUGAACAAGUUAAAGAAAGACUCUCAUUUUUCAAAAAAGGAAAUGUUAUAUUAAAAAAAUUAAAUUUAAAUCAAAAUUUAUGUCCAUCACAAGAACUUAAACCCAACUAUUAUGAUAUUGCUCUUAUUUCAAACUCAAUCUUUACUGUUAAAAACUUUCAAUUUAGCAUAAUAGAAAUUAACAAAAUAUUAAAGAAUAAUGGAAGCUUAAUGAUAUUAGAUUUAAUAUUCAACUUACCUUUUUACAACACAUUUUAUAGUAUAUUUGACGAAUGGUGGCAAUUAAAAAAAAGAAACAAUUUAACAAAUGAUGAAUGGCAAAAUAUAUUAAAUAAUAAUAAUUUCAAUAAUGUAAAGAUAAUAAAUAAUAAUGAUAACCCACAUAUAGUAUAUUCACAAAAGAAUGAAUGUUUAGGCACAGAUGAAAAGGAGCCAAAAAAUAUAAUUCUAUAUUCAGAUAAUCAAUCUUUAAAUUCAGAAUUUAUUAAAAAUAGCCCAAAUAAUUACUUCUCUAUCAAAACAAUUGAAGAAUUUAAUCAAAUUAAAAAAAAAAUUGAUCAAAAUACAGCUAUAUACUUCUUGAAACCAAUUAAUGAUAUGGGUUUAAAUAAUUUUAAACAAGUAACAUUAGAGUAUAUUAAAAUUGCACAAUUUAUUAUAGAAAACAAAUUAAAUACCAAACUCGUACUGGCUUCAUCAAAUUGUUAUUCAAAAGAAUCAUCAAAUUACUUGGCUGCAUCUAUAAUUGGGGUUUUUAAAAAUCUAAUAGAUCAAUUUCAACAACUGUUAUUCUUUUCUUUGGAUUUUGAUAAUGAAUCCCUAAAGAAUGAAAAAAAUGUAGUUUCUGUGAUAAAAAAAUUAACCGAUACAGAUUAUAGUAUCGAAAGAGAAUUUAUUAUUAGAAACAAUAAAGUUUAUAUAGAGAAACUCAAAGAUGAAACAAAUAUUUAUCAAAAGUAUCAAUCAGAAUCAAUAGAAAAUCAAAUAGUUUCAAAUGACCAUUUAUUUGCAAAAUUAAAUGAAAAUUUAGAAUUUGAAUUACAAUCAAAAAAGCAAUUAGAAGAUGACCAAGUUGAAAUUGAAACAAAAGCAAUUGGUAUCAAUUAUAAGGAUUAUUUAGUGUAUACUGGCCAUAUAUCAUCUGAUGCUGAAGAUAACUCGGCUCAAUUUGGUAUAGAAUAUUCUGGUAUUGUUAAAGAUAUUGGUUCAAAUGUUACCGAAUUUAAUGUUGGUGAUAGGGUUUAUGGAAUGGGACAUGCCACAUCAUCAAGUAUCAAUAUUGUAAAUAAAAACCACUUGUGCCAUAUGCCAAGCAAUACUACUUUUACCGAAGCUGCAUCAAUACCUACAGUUUAUUUAACAUCAUACCAUUGUCUAUUCAAGGUGGGUAAUCUAGAUAUUGAAGAGCAAGAGUCAAUUUUAAUUCAUUCAGCUUCUGGUGGAGUUGGUUUAUCAAUGAUAGAAAUUCUAAAAUGGAAAGAGUUUAAAGGAAAUCUAUUUGUAACAGUUGGUUCAAAUGAAAAAGAGGAUUAUUUAAUCAAUAGAUAUGGCUCAUUUAUUACAGGUAUUUUUUCAUCAAGAAACAAGGACUAUGUAGUUCAAAUAAAAGAAAAACUAAAACAAUUAGGCUCAAAUAAAUCAGGUGUAGAUAUAAUUAUUAAUACUUUACCAAGUGAAUUUUUAGAAUCAAAUUUCCAAUGUUUAAAUCCAUGUGGUAGAAUCGUUGACCUUUCAAUUACACAUUUAAAUCCUAAUGAAUACAUGACCAAUAACAACUUUAGAUUCAAUUUAUCGUACGCAAACAUUGAACUAUUAGUACUUGAUUUUUCAUAUCUAUGCAAAAUAUUAAAAAUUAUAAGCACUGAAAUUUCAAGCGGUAAACUAAUCCCCAUUCCAAUUUCCGAAUACUCAGUAUUAAAUGUUAAAAGUGCUAUCGAAUAUAUUAAUCAAAGAAAGCAUAUAGGUAAAAUUGUAGUCAAUUAUGAAGACUUUAAUAUUAAAAACUAUUUAAUUGCAAAACAAGAACAAAAACAAGAAGAAAUUGAAAAAGUACCCAUUAUCAAAUCAAACUAUGCAAUCAGUAAAGAACUGGGUGAAACUGUUUUAGUAACAGGUCAAACUGGUAUAAUAUUAGAGAUCAUCAAAUGGAUAACAAAAUAUUCAAAAUCAGUUAAAAACAUUAUUAUAUUAUCAAAAUCAUCACUAAAAUGGGAACUACAACUAUUAAUCAAUCUAAACAAACACAAAAUAAAUUAUUAUUUCAAGAGUGUAGAUGUAGAAAACUAUGACCAAAUUGAAGACAGUGUUUCGCAAGUAAUGAAUGAAAAUGGACAUAUCAAAACAAUUCACUCAAUAUUCCACUUUGCAUUCGCAUUUUUAACAGUUGACCCAUUAGAACUAAACAUUAGACAUUUAGAUAUUUCGCAUGGUGCAAAAACUAUUGGUGCAAUCAAUUUACAUAAUCUAUCAAUAAAACACAAAUGGGAAAUCAAAAACUUUAUUAUGGCAUCAUCAAUAGCAACUUUAUUGGGCAACCACAACCAAAGUACCUAUAUUAGUGCUAACAGUGUUUUAGAAUCUCUAGCCAAUCAUAGAAAAUCACUUGGAUUACCAGCAUUAACGGUAAAUUGGGGACACAUCGGUUCGACAGGUAUUGUUUCAAGAAAUGAUUCAGUUGGCGAAUUUUUAGAAGGUAUUGGGUUAGAACCAUUAGAAUCCAAUAUGAUUUUCGGUGCAUUGGAUCUUUUCAUUCAAAAUAAAGCAACUCUUCAAAAUGACUAUAAUAAAACCAUAAUAAGCAAAGUAAAUUUAGAUAUUUUGGCAUCAAGUAACCUUUAUAAUCACAAAAUUGACUAUAAAGUAAAUAUUUUCUUUAAAGAUAAAAAAGCAAAAGAAAACGAAGAUAACCGAGGAUUUGAAGCUAUCCAAAGAAAGGUUUUAUCAAAAAUAUCAGAACUUUUAAAUAUAAAUGAAAACAAUGUAAACACUAAACUUAAAAUUUCAGAAUUUGGUGCAGACUCUUUAGUACAAGUACAAGUUAAAAACUGGGUAGAUAAAGAAUUUAAAAAGAAUCUAUUCAGUAUUUUAGAAUUACAAAAUCAUACAAUUGAAUCAAUAAUUAAAAAACUGAGUACUUAA
Molecule: messenger RNA, 7122 nt
Organism: Dictyostelium purpureum
Lineage: Eukaryota; Evosea; Eumycetozoa; Dictyosteliales; Dictyosteliaceae
Exons: 3
Coding region: 1-7122 (2373 amino acids)
Biological process (GO): fatty acid biosynthetic process
Molecular function (GO): 3-oxoacyl-[acyl-carrier-protein] synthase activity; oxidoreductase activity
Source: RefSeq, a predicted model, not a curated record